Messenger RNA from Salarias fasciatus (jewelled blenny), 1883 nucleotides. It is a transcript of the gene sass6, whose product is annotated as SAS-6 centriolar assembly protein. Gene Ontology annotation, biological process: centriole replication; spermatogenesis. The transcript has 13 exons. Lineage: Eukaryota; Metazoa; Chordata; Actinopteri; Blenniiformes; Blenniidae. The coding region runs from base 115 to 1803 and encodes 562 amino acids. The record is from RefSeq and is a predicted model, not a curated record. Gene Ontology annotation, cellular component: centriole; centrosome.
GCAAAUACAAGAAGCGUUGUCAGGGAAGGAGUCUAUACGGAGUUUUCCCAGAGCUUUGCCGGACUUUUACGGUGUCCACCGGUGUCUACCGGGGCUGUGUGUCCGUUCUCAGUGAUGGAGACGCUGUUCAACAGGUUACUGGAGGUUGUUGUGCGGUGUAGAGACUGUGAGGACAGGAAAGCGAAUGUCCGUGUGUCCAUCCAGCUGCAGCUGACAGGCUCGAACCCGAACCCACACCGGAGAGACCUGGUGUUGAAGCUGACGGAUGAUAAAGACCCGUACUUCCUGUUCAGCCUGUCGGUGUCGGAGGAAGACUUCCAGAGUCUGAAGGUGCAGCAGGGCUUGCUGGUGGACUUCUCCGCGUUUCCACAGAAGUUCAUCGACCUGCUGGAGCUCUGCUCCUCCGAGCAGUGUUCGGACGCCCCGCGGUUCGUCCUGCACCUGACCUGUCAGUCACCGGAGGGCCCCGCCCACUUCAGCGUGGUGGAGACCAACGCCUUCAAGCACCUGAACCACCUGUCGCUGCGACUGGCUCCGGGCUCGGACCGGGACGUCCGGGACCACCUGGCUGCCUGCCUGUCCGCCGUCAAAGCGGAGAAGCAGGCGCUUGAUGUGAAGCUGAAGAAGACGGAGGAGGACCUGAGUCGACAGCUCAGCUACGCUCAGCAGACUCUGUGUGAGCGGAGUAAAGAGUUGGAGAAGCUGCGCUCAGACUGGACCCAUCAGACCAGCUCGCUGUCGAGUCGCCAUGCCGAGGAGCUUCAGUCGGAGAGAGAGAAGAGCGCCGAGCUGCAGCAGCAGGCCGAGCGGCUGCGUGAGGAGCUGCAGAGCCGCCUGGCCCAGCUGGAGGAGUCCUGCAGAGAUCUGACCCGGGACAAGUACCAGCAGGAGGCGGCCCUCCGAGACCUGCAGACCAAACUGCAGCACGCUGACCAGGAGAGCCAGCGCUGGAAGCAGCAGUGCCAGGCCGCGCGGAGGGAGAACGGCCAGCUGGACUCGGAGCUGCAGCAGCAGCAGAGUCUGGUGGUCCGGCUGCAGACCCGGGUGGCCGUCCUGGAGCAGGAGAGCCGAGACCAGCAGCAGCUGAUGAAACGCACUCACGACGUGCUGGAGGCCACGCAGCAGCAGAAGGAGUCCAUGAAGGAAAACGUCGACAGCAAAGCUGCUCAGACGAGGAAACUGGAAGCAACGGUGAAGUCGCUGUCAGAAGAACUGCUCAAGGCUAACGGGAUCAUCCAGAAGCUGCAGGCCGAGGUUCGAGCUCUGCUCGGAAAGGUGAAACUGAAGAACACUGUGACGGUGUCGCAGGAGAAACGGCUCCAGGACACGUCGCAGAAGCUGCAAAGAGCCGAGCAGCAGCUGCACGACCUGGAACAGCAGCUAGCGGACCGAGACCUGCAGGUGGAGAAGCUGAAGGAGCAGCUGGACGGCACCGUGCAGAAACUCAACGAGAGCCGAGACGUGCUGAAGACCAACGAGAACGUGAUCAGCUGGCUGAACAAGCAGCUGAAUGAGAAGCAGCUGCAGAAGUCGUACCUCCCUGCAGACGGACCCAGACUCCCGCUCACUGCUGCUCCCCUCCAGGAUCACUUCCUCCCUCCGACAGGAGCACCAGCUGCACACCACCCAGCUCCAGCUCCACCUCCGCCUCCAGCAGCCAUUCACAGCAGAGACUCUGGAGGUCUGGAUCCAAAGUACUUUGAAAGGAGGGACGAUAGCAUUCCUGUCUACGGUCUCUCGUCUAAUCUGCUUCACAAAGAGUUGCCACAGCGGGCCAAGUCAUCGGCUUACUUCUCAGCAUGAAUCCAGGCAUCUCCGGGCUCGUCUGAAAGUUAAAUGUAUUCCAGGGUGUGUUUUUAUUGUUGUGGUGUAGCUAAUUUUUA